Messenger RNA from Aplysia californica (California sea hare), 1758 nucleotides. Its product is annotated as all-trans retinoic acid-induced differentiation factor. NCBI's taxonomy places the organism in Eukaryota, Metazoa, Mollusca, Gastropoda, Aplysiida, Aplysiidae. The record is from RefSeq and is a predicted model, not a curated record. Gene Ontology annotation, biological process: positive regulation of osteoblast differentiation. Gene Ontology annotation, cellular component: intracellular membrane-bounded organelle.
GAAAAAUGAAAAAAAGCGAAGAAACGAAGUUAGCCUACUUCCUAUACUUCACUACUUCUGACUUACUAUACUGUUCACUGAUCCAAAAUCUAUGUCAAGUCCCAAGUUCGAACUAACACUAAAACUAAAAGACGCCAUAUGAAUAGGUGGAGAUUGGGGACCAGAAUGUCCCCUGUUGUAUUCCUCAUGGCUGUGAUUUCCCUUGUUGUUGUCAAAAGCGAUAGAAUCCACCAGGAACAUGGAGACAUCGAAAAUGUUGACAGUGUUCCUGCUGUGUGCUCUCGGGCCUGUAAAGAAGUCAGUAUCAAUGGCACUGCCACGGAUUUGUUUUGCAAGAAGCAUCCUGAGCUUCGUGUUGUUGGGCGCUGUUGUCUGAAUGAAACAGAACAUGCCACACUAGUGUUGGGGUCACUGGAAGCGAAUCCAAUACAGAACGUCACUGAGGCUGAUUUAACAAAGAACACAGAUAUUAUGUACUUAUGUUUACCUCCUGAUAUACCAUGCCCUGGUGGACAAGAUGCAUGGAGAUCGGAGGACCUCAUAAAUAACGUGCGGAUUUGUAGAGAGGAACUGAAUCCUUGUAAAUAUAGAAACGGCUUCAGCCUCACAGAAUGUUUAUGCAAUGAGGGAUUUCAUGGCUACAAGUGCAUGAAUGAGGGAACAUUUCCGACUAUGGCUUUUAUAGCAGGAGUUUCAAUACCUACAGUUUUGAUCAGCAUCUUUUUAUGGGUGACACAACGCAGAUACGUGGUGCGAGUCACAAAGCAGAAAUAAAAGCCUGUUGCAACAACUGUGUAAAGUGCAUGAUUUGUGCGGAAAAAAUAUUUUUGAGAGUGAGUGUUUGUAUGAUUGUAUGACAUCAGUGACAUGGAGUGUAUUCUUACGUAUAAAGGAAGUUGUGAAUGAUAAUUAUUUCAACAUAUUUGCACUUAUCCAUGUUUUUUAAAAUAGACUUGAUAAACAUGUCUUUGGAGGAACAAAUUUAAUUGGAAUCUAUAUUGAUUUUCAUGCUCUAGUAGCAUAUUUUCUUUUCAUAGCCAACAUCUUUGUGGUCAUCACCUCUUUGUCCGUACUGUCCUCUCUUCUUUAGGCUUCUCUUAUUAGUUCAUUUCUUUUGCAUAUUCAGAGCAUUUUUCUGUAGCAGAUUUGUGAUUUCAUCACCUGUAUAAUUCCUUCUUUACUUAUGGAAAUUCUUGCUUCAAGAAUUUUCUAUUUUGUUGAUAGCCAAAUAGAUAUGCCUUUUGCAAUACUGGUACUCAUUUCGACUUUUAAAAUAAAAAUAAAGUCUUUUAAUUUCAUUGUUUAAUACUCUUCCUGGGCGGCCUUGUCUGUAUUUUAGAAAUGCCACUGGAUACUACAUUCCCAUCACUGUUUGGUAGCUAGUGUGUAUUUUAUGUGUGUGCGAGUUUAUACAGGAAGUUCAAUGCUCUGUCUUUAUGUGUCGACUGAUGGUGGUCAUAUUCAUCACCACCGUGACACUUCAAAUAGAAUCUUUAUGUUUGGAUGCACAUGUAUAUGAGAGUUGUUGGAUUAAUGCAUUGUUUCGCAUAGAUUACUACAUCAGUUGACUUUUUUAUGUAGACUUUUAGGGAAAUCAUCUGUGCUUGUUUAGUUGCAUUUAAAACUACCAAUGUGUUGACUACAAAUGUGUCAUGAUGUUGUGGAAUCAGGUUCUCAUCAAAAUUUUGAACAUGUUCAGUAAUUGGUAGCUUAUCAUCUUAAAGCUUGUUUAUCUUAUCUAUCUUUUGAUGAAAAAAA